AGAAGAAGAACAGGCACUUCUUCCUGUUUACAUUUUUAGUUUUGCCAUUGUGAAAGUGAAGUUGUUAGCUGGAGGUGGACCUUCAGGAAAAGCUCGCAGGAAUGUGAGCUGCAAGACCCAACAGGCUGGUCCACACGGAAAUGGACGAGAUAAGUCCUUUGUUGGGCAACCAGAUUUCUGGGCAACCUCAGGAGGACCCAGACCUUCUGUCUCCAAACCUGAGGCCACGACACCAGGAGUUGAUCCCGACACCAUGUGGACCGAUAAAGCCCUGGUCAGAGCUGUCAUGUUUGCUCAAGCUCUACUUCUGCUUCACCAUAACGUCUCUGCUGGCGCUGCUCAGCCUCACCAUACACAGCAUCUACAAGCAGCACAUAGGCAUGGAUUUGCCUGAUGAGGAGGACAACUUAACUGUAUCUCUCAUCCAGUUGGUUGGGAUAUUGUUCUGCAUCUACUACAUCAUCCGGGGCGUGUUGCAGGAGAACAGACAGGAGCUGGUGGUGUUUGUCCUCAGCGUGUUGGGGGUGAUGGUUCGAUCGGUGGUCAACUUCGCUGUUUUGGAGUCAAAGGACAAGCAGGAGCUGCUGGUUCGUUUUGUGUGCAUCAUGUGUUUUGGCGUGAUCCACGUCUUCUGCACCACGCUGCUCAUCCAGAGGCCCAACAUGAUGGCGUUCCGUGUGGGCGGGGCCUUGGAGAGCCUCCAGGAGCAAUACUUCCUCCUCAACCUGUGUUUCUCCAUGGUGACCUUUGACCUUCAGGCUCAGUUGUGUCUGUGUAUCCUGAUCACAGCGUUGGACUUGACCAUGUCUACUGUCAACACCAUUAUCCUGGGAAUCGGAGUGGUUUGGGCCUGCCUGACCGCCGUUAUCGGGGCUGUUGCGGUUUUAAAGGAAGCCAAGGUCUUAGUUUGGGUCUUCAUGGGGCAGAACAUUCCUCAACUAGCCUUCUUUGUUUACCUGGUGUACACGGUGGUAGUAAAAUGGUAUGAGGACAACACGUACACCCUGGAGGCAGCUGCCGUCACCGGAGCUUUGAUUUCACUGGUUAUUAAAGCGGUUUUAAUCUGGGGCCUCAUCAGACUGGUGCACAGCUCCGUUCAAGGCCUGAGGGAGAGGAUGUUUGCACCCAGCAAGUGAUAAAACACAUCCGGUGGUCGUGGACCAAGGACACAGCUGCAUGCUGAGGAGCCUACGUUAAGAAGCUUUAGCACUUUGCUGCUGACUAUGGAGCUCACAUUUAUACCUAACAUCAACUCCACCAAGUCAGUCAGCUGAUAUCUUUUUUUAAGCCUAAUGUGCCGUUUACUGUAUAUGUGUGCCUAUCUACUGAUGUAAAGCAUCACAACUGAAACUACAUCAAAUGCCUUUGUAGAUUGGAUUUAUGUUUUUUUUAUUAUUUAGUUUUUACUGUAAUAUGCAUUGUAAUAUGUUAAUCCAUACAGUUUGUGGACACCAAAAGUAUUGUCCAACAUCCUCCAUUUCAAAAGGAGCUUUUAUCUUACAAAAGGUACUCUGUCCUUUCCUUACAUUCAGUGUUGACUUGGCUUUUUGAAAUCGUAAUUGUCUAAACUUGAAUCUUGUGAUCUGCAUUGUACACUGGAAUAUUUUUUACUUACCUUUCUGCAGCACCUUAAUACAUUUACUCAAGUGUUUGUUUUUAUUCAAGUUUCUGUAAAAAAAUGAGAUUGAUGUUUUGAUUUGUUGCACAAUAAGAAGAAUGAGAAGGAAGUUA
Sebastes umbrosus (honeycomb rockfish) is the source of this 1731-nucleotide messenger RNA. RefSeq lists its product as uncharacterized. The coding region runs from base 141 to 1136 and encodes 331 amino acids. The transcript is spliced from 9 exons. NCBI's taxonomy places the organism in Eukaryota, Metazoa, Chordata, Actinopteri, Perciformes, Sebastidae. The record is from RefSeq and is a predicted model, not a curated record.